Messenger RNA from Trichobilharzia szidati, 3774 nucleotides. The record is from the annotation of a GenBank genome assembly. Lineage: Eukaryota; Metazoa; Platyhelminthes; Trematoda; Strigeidida; Schistosomatidae.
AUGAUACCAACCGUAAAAGAACGUCAGGCUGGCUCCUAUGACUUUAGAAAAUAUUACGAAAAUCUUUGUGCACUUCACAAUUGUCCUCCACUGACAACAGUUACGAGUCACGUUGGUGAAGGUGUACUUGAUAUAAGCGCAGAUAGAGUAAGAGUUUCAGACUGGGAGCCUCUUCUGGCUGCUCUGAAAAUUAAUCGGAACUUACGCUUUAUUGCCAUCAGGAGCUUCUAUCAGCAUUCGAAUUUAUCGGACAAUGCGUAUUCACAUUAUCGAAGGCGUCCACCUGCUCUACUGUCAAGUUCAAGACUUCUACUGAAUCUGUGUAAAUGCUUACGUCAGUGUAUGCGCGUAACAGAGAAUCUGACAUUUCUGGAAUUACAAAAUCUUCCUAUGAGUAGAGCAAGUCUAUUGCAAAUAUGUGAAGGAAUUGAAAGGAACCGAACAUUGAAACAUUUAUCGUUUGAAGGUUCUUCUGUUAACGAUGAAGGACUUGCAGAUAUUUGUCGGGUGUUAAGAUGUGCACCGAAUAUUUCAACUCUCAAUCUAACAGCGUGUAAUGUAACUAAAUUUGGAAUACCUUCCCUAACAACGUUAAUCAAUUUCCAAGCUAUGCAAAGACAUAACGCUGCUUGGCAAGAAUCUCUACGUUAUCGUUAUCCAGAACUUGAUCGUCUUGGUGGAUUGAAACGUAUCACAAUGAAUGAUAAUCCGGGUAUUGGUGAUGAAGGUUCUGUUCUACUAGCUGAUGCGCUGAUUGAUGAUCUAUGGGUUAAAGCAAUCGAUUUACAAGCGUGUAAUCUUGGUGAUACAGCAGCAAGUACUUGGUUAGCUGUACUAGUCGGUCUUCGAGUUGCCAAUACGAAUAAAUCAGUAGUGAUAAAUGAUGAAACACACCUACAAUCAAAUGGAUCAGGUUUGGAUAAUCAACAUCGUGGAAAUUUCUCGCUUGUCGUUCUUGAUUUACGCAGAAAUCCUGAUAUAUCUCGUGACCUACUACGUGCUGUGACAGAAAGAGCACUUAUCAAUUCAGAGGGUAAACAGACUGAGUUUAGUUGGUUAAAAGCUGGACCACAGACACCAUCAAAGCUAUGCUCCGGUGUUAUAACAUAUCCAUGGCCAGGUAUAACUGGAAUGACAAAGCUACCUGGUUCUUACCAUUCAGACACUGGUGAAUCGAUAAAAUCGACUGAUCGAAGUGGAAGAAGAUCAAAGUCAAAGGAUUCGAUAUGUCAUGAAAGACGUUACAAUGUCAGUGAUGCACCUAUGCAUAUACAUCAUAAAGACAACUUUUCAGACAGACCACCAUUUAUACCAGCUGGUGGUCGACUAAGAUGUAACAGUGCUGGGCCUAGAUAUUCACCAGACUGCCAUAAACCACAUAAGUGUAAUUUAGAUUUAACUAAAAAGCCUAAUCGUUAUUCACAUUGUGGUGAAUCUGGUCCUUUCAGUGAACGAGCUGUAUGGAAGCCACCUGGUAUAGCAAGAAUCAAUAAUAAUAAAGCGUCUUGUAAUAAACCUUCCACUCCAUUGUCAGCUAGGACAGAAGGUGGUGGUGGUGGAAUACCAUGGAGAACUGCUGCAAGAGCGUCAAGAUGUCGUGAUUAUCCAAGCCAUCAUUGUCCCGGUAAAACAUGCCUUGAAUCACGUGCGCUACAUUUGGACUAUGAUCUUGUCCAUAAAUAUAAAACAACAUUGAAUAGCAACAGUAAACAUCCAAUGCCUAAUCCAAAUCACAGUAGUAGAAAGUCUAUCAUUUAUCCAUCGGCAAGAAGUUUAAAUACUUCCACAAAUGGUAGUCAGCGUUAUCAGCCCCAGUGUCAUAAACAGAAUAGAUUGAAUUCAAAACAAACGCCAAAUUCAAAGCUAUCCUCUACACCGAAUUCUUCGUCUAGACUAUCAGGAUCAAUUACUCAACAGAAAUUAAAACAAUUAAUGAUGAAAGUAUCGCAACUGGAAAAAGAAUUACAAGCUGAAAAACUUAAAUCUAAACAACCAGUGAAAAAUAAACAUGUUAAUAAUGAUCAAGAUGUAUUGAAGAUUGAUUCAAAUUCUGUACAAGAAUUACGAAGUUUCAUAUAUCGUUUAACAAGUCUCAUUGAAAAUCUUCAAAAUUCUAAAAAAAAUAAAACCAACACAUCAAAUGAAGAACUUCAUAUUCUGCAGGAUACUUUUGAAGACCUAUGCUCACUUGUUAGUCGAAUUACAGAGAAGAAUUAUCAGUGUCAUGCUGAAGAUUGUCACACUGAACUGACCAUCACUGAAAAUGAUAACGACAACAAUCACAAUAAUCGAACGGAGGAGAAUUUCACAGAAAAUUAUCCAACUACUACUUAUAUCACCGGAAUAAGUAGCAAUGAUGGUGGUAAUCAUCAGUAUAGACUGGAUAGUAAAUUGAAAAAUGAACAAAAAUAUAAAGAUAACGUUAUUGGUAGCAGCAGUCGUAGUCGCAGUAGUGGUAGUAAUAAUAAUAAGCGAAGUUGUUCUACUAAACCACCACAAGUGAAGAAUCAUAUUCAUUGGAAAACUUAUGCAAAAACACGUGCCGUACAAACAGAUAGUCCAAAGCAGUUGAUAACGGUCGACGAAAGUAUAGGCGUUAAUCAUGCUAAUACAAAUACAACAAAGGUCACUGCUACUACAACCGUUACUCCUCGUGUUGUUGUCGUUUCAAUUGAUAACUCAAACAAUCAAAUAGGCAAUGAAAUAGAAGAGGAUAGUCAGCUGACACCAACAGACAAUAAUGACAAUAACGCCAGUUUAUGGAUUAUGAAUUAUGAUGAUAAUAACAAUAAUAUUAAUAAUAAUAACAAUGCUAAUGGUAGUGAUAAUAGAAACCACAAUGAUGUUCAACCUGGUGGUCAAUGCUUCAACAUCAUGAAGAAGAAGAAGAACAAUGAGAACAAUGAAAAUAAUCACAUGACUACAGCAAAUCAUCAAUUGAUGGAUAAUUUUGAAAUUUAUAAAAAAAGCUCUCAGACAGAUCAAUUUUAUGCUGAAUUGAAAGCAAAUACAAUGAUCAAUCGGAUGAACGAUUCAAUGCAUAACAAUAAGAAAUUGUCAAAUGAUGAAAAGGAAGAAGAGAAAGAUGAUACAAAAAUGAAAAAUAGCAGAUCAGAAAUGAAAAUCAAUGAAAUAUGGCCAGUUGAUUCAACACUGAUGGAUGGAAAAGCUACAAGUUCAUCAUGUUUGUUCAAUAUUCCACUGACUCAACAAAAUUCUUGCCAGGAAAAUAUAAAUUCCAUUCACGACAACCACAACAUCAGCAACAACAACAACAAUAACGUCUCAUUUAAUGGAAAGGCAUAUAACAAAAUGUAUACCACAGAAAGACAUGAUCAGGAUUUCAAUAAACUUAAUAUGUUGAACAUUGAACAGAAUAUCACGAAUAAAUACGAGUUGAAUACAUCAAAUUCUUUCUUGAAUGAUGAAAACUUUCAGACUAGUGAGAACAAAAAUGGCAAUUAUGCAGAGAAUAUUCAUUCAAACAUUAAUAAUUACAAUAAUGAUGAUGUCAAUAUUCAUAAUAUAAGUGAUAAUAAUAAUAAUGGUGAUGAUGACAAUGCUUCAGAUGACGAAUUAUUCGAUGAAUUGAUCAUGGAGAAUUAUUGUUCACCAACAGGAAAAUCAAUUAACUCAUCUAGUGAUAAUAAUUCUGAAAAUUAUGAUGCAAUUGCAUUUGACAAUUAUUCAUCAGACACUUCAAGUUUACACAUGAACGGAACAAAUUUAUUCUAUCAAUCAACAAACAAUUCAUUAAUAUCUACAGAGAAUUGA